Mercurialis annua (annual mercury) is the source of this 974-nucleotide messenger RNA. RefSeq lists its product as uncharacterized. Lineage: Eukaryota; Viridiplantae; Streptophyta; Magnoliopsida; Malpighiales; Euphorbiaceae. The transcript is spliced from 4 exons. The record is from RefSeq and is a predicted model, not a curated record. The coding region runs from base 146 to 748 and encodes 200 amino acids.
GAUGUAAAAGUUGUUUCGGUGUCUCCUGAUUUUAGAAGUUGCUGCCUUUUUCUCACAAAAGAAGAAGAAGAAGUUUUGUUGCUAUUUUAAAAGGAAACCCUAAUUCUGACGUUGAAAUUGAAUUCCCAAUCGAUUGAAUUCAAUUAUGUUUGUCGUAAUGGAUUCGCAUCAUUCCGAAUAUACUUUGAGCGAGGAGCUUACUAAUAUCGAUUUAUCUCUAGUUUUCGAAUCAUCAUCAGACUCUGAAUCGCCUCUUGCCAAGAAGCCCAAGCUCGAGAAUAGCUCCGACCAAGAUUCCGAUGACCACCAAGAGAAGAAUGAUCCGUACUACCAACACUAUGAUGUCCCAGGAUUUCGUGCUCUCUAUUUUGAGGACCAACCCCUAUGGAGCAGAUGGAUGAAGCAGGGUACUUUGCUUGCUGUUGAAAAGUUCAAUAAUCUUGGCAAGUAUCCGAAGCUGAAUUUAGUUGAAAUUCAGAGGGCCACGCAUUGGACUACUGCGUAUUACGUAACCUUUCUUGCUAGAGAAGAGGGUUCUCCCAUCAUCCGCACUUAUCGAUCGCUGUUCUUCCAUGCCGCCCGUAACCGCGUAAAUGCCACUACUCAAGUUUUCUAUAUUAGAUCAGCACCACCAAUAAACCAUGAUCAGGAGGAGAGUGAUGACGGCGAGGAGGAAAGUGAUGAUGAUGAGACAGUGGACAGAAGCAGCAUCAUGAUGGAAGGAGGAGCAGCAUCGCCGGCAGCGUGAAGGCAGAAACAGCAGCGGUAUGAUAGCAGUAGCGGUGGUGGUAGCAGUGGCGACAAUUUCAUUGAUUGAGAAAUUAGUUCCUUUUGUUAUAAGUAAUUAAAUUUAUUAUUAAUGGCUUUUCUCUUUAUGUUCAUAAAAUCAACGUAGUUUCAAAUUUAUAUAAUCUGACUAGUAGAUUUUGAAUAUAAUUCAUUAUAUAAAUUAUAAAUUUUGUGAUUUAAUUAAA